This is a messenger RNA of Microtus oregoni (creeping vole), 4379 nucleotides long. RefSeq names its product Fas associated factor 1 (gene Faf1). The coding region runs from base 448 to 2397 and encodes 649 amino acids. Gene Ontology annotation, molecular function: ubiquitin binding; NF-kappaB binding. Gene Ontology annotation, cellular component: nucleus; endoplasmic reticulum. NCBI's taxonomy places the organism in Eukaryota, Metazoa, Chordata, Mammalia, Rodentia, Cricetidae. The transcript has 19 exons. The record is from RefSeq and is a predicted model, not a curated record.
CCCUGGCCAACCAGGGGCGGAGGCGGCGACCGGGGAGGAAGCGGAGGAGGCGGAGGCGGCUGUGGCGUUGGCCCGCCUGCUCGUUCUCUCGCUUUCCCCGCCCCCGCCGGGCUAGCCGCGGCUGAAGGGAGCCGGGCGCGCGCUGUCGCAGCCUGUCCUCCUCCCGGCCGGCGACGGAAGGACCAGCUCGGCAUCGAGACCAGCCUCCCCGUCCCGGCGGCUGCAGCCAGGGCUCCGCGGGGCGCAGGCGGGCGCAGGGCGGCUGAAGGUUACCGAGUGCAUGAGCACCUAGCCUCCCGCGCCACCCCGCCCGCCCGCCGGCCCUCCCGCCGGCUCUCCCGCCAGUCCCUCGCCACCCGGCGGCGGCUGCCUGUGUGGCCGCAGGAGGCGCCGUCUCGCUCCCAGGUGCGCGCUUCGUUCCCGGAGCCGCGGAGCUCGGCGGCCGCCAUGGCGUCCAACAUGGACCGGGAGAUGAUCCUGGCGGAUUUUCAGGCAUGUACCGGCAUUGAAAACAUCGAUGAAGCUAUUACAUUGCUUGAACAAAAUAACUGGGACUUGGUGGCAGCUAUCAAUGGUGUAAUACCCCAGGAAAAUGGCAUUCUACAAAGUGACUUUGGAGGUGAAACCAUGCCAGGACCCACAUUUGAUCCAGCAAGUCACCCUGCUCCAGCUCCAACCCCCUCCUCUUCAGCGUUCCGCCCUGUAAUGCCAUCCAGGCAGAUUGUAGAAAGGCAGCCUCGAAUGCUGGACUUCAGAGUUGAGUACAGAGACAGAAAUGUUGAUGUGGUACUUGAAGACAGCUGUACUGUUGGAGAGAUUAAACAGAUUCUAGAAAACGAACUUCAGAUACCUGUGCCUAAAAUGCUGUUAAAAGGCUGGAAGACUGGAGAUGUGGAAGACAGUACGGUCUUAAAAUCAUUACACUUGCCAAAAAACAACAGUCUUUAUGUCCUUACACCAGACCUGCCACCACCUUCAUCGUCUAGUCAUGCUGGUGCCCUGCAGGAAUCAUUAAAUCAAAACUUCAUGCUGAUCAUCACCCACCGAGAAGUCCAGCGGGAGUACAACCUGAACUUCUCAGGAAGUAGUACCGUUCAAGAGGUAAAGAGAAAUGUUUAUGACCUUACGAGUAUACCUGUUCGACAUCAGUUAUGGGAGGGCUGGCCAGCUUCUGCCACUGAUGACUCAAUGUGUCUUGCGGAAUCAGGGCUCUCUUAUCCCUGCCAUCGACUUACUGUGGGAAGAAGAACUUCACCUGUGCAGACUCGUGAGCAAUCAGAAGAGCAAAGCACGGAUGUUCAUAUGGUUAGUGAUAGUGAUGGAGAUGACUUUGAAGAUGCUUCAGAAUUUGGAGUGGAUGAUGGAGAAGUAUUUGGCAUGCCAUCCUCUGCCCUAAGAAAAUCUCCAAUGAUGCCAGAAAACGCAGAGAAUGGAGGAGAUGCCUUAUCACAGUUUACAGCAGAGUUUUCCUCAAGAUAUGGUGACUGCCAUCCUGUAUUUUUUAUUGGCUCAUUAGAAGCUGCUUUCCAAGAGGCCUUCUAUGUGAAAGCCCGAGACAGAAAGCUUCUUGCUAUCUACCUCCACCAUGACGAAAGUGUACUAACUAACGUGUUCUGCUCACAAAUGCUCUGUGCUGAAUCCAUUGUUUCUUAUCUGAGUCAAAAUUUCAUAACCUGGGCUUGGGAUCUGACAAAGGACGCCAACAGAGCAAGAUUUCUGACGAUGUGCAACAGACACUUUGGCAGUGUUAUUGCACAGACCAUUCGGACUCAAAAAACAGAUCAGUUUCCACUUUUCCUGAUUAUCAUGGGAAAGCGGUCAUCUAAUGAAGUGUUAAAUGUGAUACAAGGUAAUACAACUGUGGAUGAGUUAAUGAUGAGACUCAUGGCUGCAAUGGAGAUAUUCUCAGCUCAACAACAGGAAGACAUAAGGGAUGAGGAUGAACGUGAAGCCAGAGAGAACGUGAAGAGAGAGCAAGAUGAGGCCUAUCGCCUUUCCCUGGAAGCUGAUAGGGCAAAGAGAGAAGCUCAUGAGAGAGAGAUGGCAGAACAAUUUCGUUUGGAGCAGAUUCGCAAAGAGCAAGAAGAGGAACGAGAGGCCAUCCGACUCUCCUUAGAACAAGCCCUGCCUCCAGAGCCAAAGGAAGAAAAUGCUGAGCCUGUUAGCAAGUUGCGAAUCCGAACCCCCAGUGGCGAGUUCCUGGAGCGGCGUUUCCUGGCCAGCAGUAAGCUCCAGAUUGUCUUUGAUUUCGUGGCUUCCAAAGGAUUUCCAUGGGACGAAUUCAAGUUACUGAGCACCUUUCCUAGGAGAGAUGUAACUCAGCUAGACCCCAAUAAGUCAUUAUUGGAGGUAAAGUUGUUCCCUCAAGAAACCCUUUUCCUUGAAGCAAAAGAGUAAACAUGACUCAGCGGUGGAACCGGCCACUUCUGACAAGCCAGUGGCACACGUCAAGAGAUGGGCUCCUCGCCAACCCACCCACAUGCUCGUCUCAAUUCAAUGUCACACUUCUGCCUCUUGCAAGAUUGCUGGAAAAAAGUAAUAAACAUAGCUACUUAAAAUUUCCCAUCCAUGAGUAUAUGUUCCCCAGCCCUCACGAUGGAGCACUACUACAACUCCAUUGCCCUCCCCUGAUUGAUACCUGCUCUUCACCCUUAUUUAACACCCUUGUUUACUGUUGAGUGCCAGUGAGCCCUGGUAGAACCUCUCCAGUUCCUAUUUUUCCCCUUCAGUGUCCAGGACAGUUCUUUUUGUCCUUGACAUCAGAAGCUGUGUGUUUGAUAUGUGUCAUUGGGCCAGGGCUCAGACCUCUGCUUUUUUAUGUCCAUAACUGGAUUUUAAGUUUAUCACCUAAUUUUAAAAAGCAGAGAGAAAAACGUCAAGUAGGACAUUCUUGGCCUGGAAGUUAGACAUUUUGGGGUAGAGAAGUAUGUAGUAUAAAUGACUCCUUUAUAAAUGACAUGUGAGAUGUUGUUGGAGGACUGAUUUGACAUAUAUGCAGGGUGUUUAUAUACUACUGCCAUGGGCGCCUUAGUCCAUCUUGGAGGAAUUCUUUUGUUUCAUUGCAGCUUGGGGAACUAGUCGAGUACACGGUACGUUGAGGUAGUGUGCAGAGUGCCAGGACUAAGUCUUGCUACUGGCCAGCUGUGGGAAGCUGUUAUCCGGCUUGCAGAGAGGCAUUUAGAACUUCCCAGGCACCCGCCACCAAGUUGCUGGGCCAUCAGUGUACACCGCACUCAGUUCUGCUUCUCCCCUUCUACUACUUAGACAUCUGGGACCUUGUCACUUGGUGGGGUGUUUGUUUCCUCUGCCUCAGCCUCCCAAGUGCUAGGAUUACCCCACUAUACCUGGCCGUCACUUGAUGUUUUAAACACCUCCUCUAUUGCCAGAAGCUGAUCAGCUGCCCUGUGGGCUCUCCUGCAAUAACGGACCUGCUCUAUAAUUUUAGUUUCUGAAUGUUUUAAUAUUAGAUAUUGAAUUUAUAUCCCAAAUAAAAGGGAUCUCAUUCUUUGGCUAAAAAUUCAGACGUCAUAUAUUUAAGAGAACAAAUUUGGAGGCUUAGCCUAAAAUUCAUGUGUUGCCUGAAUUGAUAUGUAGUAAUCUGGGGUUUGAUUUGUAGAUGUGGACUUUGUUAAUCUAUGGGUUUGGGGUUUGGGGUAGUUCAUAAGAAUAUUUAUAUCUUCACAGCCAAUUAAUUUCCUUUUAGUCUUGAAAUGUUCUCUGUGGCUGUUUUUGUGUCAUCUCUGGUCUUUAUCUUUAGAGUUGACUUCCCAGUUUGGUUAUUUUGUAAGUGUGUUAGGUGUAUUUCCCUGGUUCCACUAUGAGGUUCUGAGAAGACUUAACCAAAGCUGAAGAUAAUUCUGGUCACUUUUCCCUCUACUCAAAAAAUAUCGGCCAGAAAAUUCACCUGUUUUCCUCUGAUGCUCGACCAAGAACGUCAAAACUCUUCUAAGUGAUGUUGCUAAUCCUCUUCAUCUAUCAGCUGACUGAAGAGAAGGGAGCGCACUGUCAGGGGAGUUCCACCUGAGCACUUCCUCUCCAGCUCUGCUCCUUCCUUCCUAUCAAGUGGCACCACAAGAUGUCAUUUCCGAAACUGCAGCUGUACUAGGGCACAGCUCUUCUUUGUCCAGCUAGACCUUGUUCUGUAGCUGCUGGGAGAAGCCACAACCCUGAACUCAAGCCAUACUCAGAAACAGCAGCCAGGGUAUGGGCAAGGGUUGAGCAAGGUCUCUGAACUCACUCUUAUGUUUAACCUGUUCCAUCUGAUCUGGAUUUGACUUCAUUAUAUGGUUCCCUGCCAUUCCCGUUUACUUCUGUAUACCAACAUAUAGACUUUACUCUGAAACCAAUUUCAUAAAUUUAUUAAAUGUGACUUGAAUGUG